AUGGUCGUUGAGGCUACUGACACCGGACGAGGAGGACUCGCCGCCGGUGGAUCGAUACGGUUUUGGACGCCUUGCGCCUCUGGAUUGACGCUCGGGGUGCCGUUAACCGCUGGGGAAGCUGGGACGGUUUCCACUGGGGCUUGGGCUGAAUUGAAGAGCGCAGCUACUCCGUUAUCUGUGGACGCCGUAUUGACUGCGGGUGAGGCCGGGGCGCUAGAGUUAGCGUUUCCUACCGCGGGCGGGGCCGAGCUUCUGUUGGCCGACGCCUGGUUGGGUCUACGGUUGGAUACAAAGAAGCUGUGCAGCGACGUCUGA
This is a messenger RNA of Puccinia triticina, 315 nucleotides long. RefSeq lists its product as uncharacterized. The record is from RefSeq and is a predicted model, not a curated record. NCBI's taxonomy places the organism in Eukaryota, Fungi, Basidiomycota, Pucciniomycetes, Pucciniales, Pucciniaceae. The transcript has 2 exons. The coding region runs from base 1 to 315 and encodes 104 amino acids.